CUUCCUCGUACACAAAAAAUGAAAAAUAAAAAUACAAGACAAAUGGCUAUAUAAUUUUUCUCGUCUCUCUUUUGUUUCUCUCCCACCUUUACUGGGACUGAUUUCUCUGUUCUCUUCUGGUUAUAUCAUUCCCAUUAACAAAGCACAGUUGGUAAAGAUCCUGUAAGGAAAUCUAGAGAGGCAUCCGCUUGCGCUGUUCCUCUAUUCGUUUCUCUUGUUUUCAUUCCAGUGGAAAGCGACAGGAGAAGGGUUUAUAAAGUUAAGAUUUGUGUUCGUGUUCGCUGCUGGUUGAAAGUUGAAAUGCUGACAAACCAGCGAUUUUUCCGGGUGUUGGAGCCGAUCGGAAAAUCGCUGGUGGUUUGAUGGAAGAGCUGGUGAGAGGGUUCCAUUUGACUCACGCGGCAUUUGAUGGAGGUGAAAGUCUCGACCCGAUGUAUGGUUUCUCCGCAAUCUGGGUUUCGAAGUUCGAUUCUAUUUGCAGCCCUUGUUUUCGAGAUUGUAUUUAUCCUAGUCUCGAUUGAAGCUGCUAAUGGCAUGCCCCAAGGAAAUCAGAUGCAAAGACAAGGCCUUGACCUUGAAAAGGGGAGUAAGGACAUCCUCUCGCAUUCCUGCAUUCAUGAUCAGCUACUUGAACAGAGGAGGCGGCCCGGUCGCAAGGAGUAUUCUGUAACCCCACAAGUCUACAAGGAGUCUGGUCUGAGUGGUCUCUCAAGACCCCUUCAUCGCAAGGGAAGGGCAUUACUUGGAAUUUCCCCCUUGUCAGAGUCACAAAAGGAUGCUAGACAACCUAUCAGAAUAUAUCUGAAUUAUGAUGCUGUUGGCCAUUCGCCUGAUAGAGAUUGUCGAAAUGUUGGUGACAUUGUGAAGCUUGGAGAGCCUCCUGUGACUUCUCUUACAAAUACACCUGCUUGCAAUCCUCAUGGAGAUCCUCCUAUUUUUGGUGACUGCUGGUAUAACUGCACUUUGGAUGAUAUUACUGGGGAGGACAAGAGGCAUCGCCUUCGUAAGGCCCUAGGGCAGACAGCCGACUGGUUUAGAAGAGCCUUAGCUGUUGAGCCUGUGAAAGGGAACUUGCGGUUAAGUGGAUAUUCUGCAUGUGGACAGGAUGGUGGUGUACAGCUUCCACGUGAAUAUGUAGAAGAGGGUGUUGCUGAUUCAGACUUAGUUCUUUUGGUCACCACAAGGCCUACUACAGGAAAUACUCUUGCAUGGGCAGUGGCAUGUGAACGUGAUCAGUGGGGUCGUGCAAUUGCUGGGCACGUGAAUGUUGCUCCACGGCAUUUGACAGCUGAAGCAGAAACAUUACUUUCAGCUACUCUUAUUCAUGAGGUCAUGCAUGUUCUUGGUUUUGAUCCACAUGCCUUCGCACAUUUUCGGGAUGAGAGGAAAAGAAGGCGUAAUCAGGUUACUGUACAAGUUAUGGAUGAGAAGCUUGGGCGGAUGGUGACUCGUGUGGUUCUUCCACGUGUUAUCAUGCAUGCACGAUAUCAUUAUGGGGCCUUCUCUGACAACUUUACUGGUUUAGAGCUAGAAGAUGGGGGAGGACGUGGAACCUCAGGAUCCCACUGGGAGAAGAGGCUUCUGAUGAAUGAGAUUAUGACAGGAUCAGUGGAUACAAGAUCAGUUGUUUCAAAAAUGACGUUGGCUUUAUUAGAGGAUAGUGGAUGGUAUAGGGCUAAUUAUAGUAUGGCAGACCGUCUGGAUUGGGGACACAAUCAAGGGACAGAAUUUGUUACUUCUCCUUGCAAUCUUUGGAAGGGGGCAUAUCAUUGCAAUACAACACAGUUAUCAGGCUGCACAUAUAACAGGGAGGCAGAAGGGUAUUGCCCAAUUGUCAGUUAUAGCAGGGACCUCCCCCAAUGGGCCCGCUACUUCCCACAGUCAAAUAAAGGUGGGCAAUCAUCACUGGCUGAUUAUUGCACGUAUUUUGUAGCUUAUUCUGAUGGGUCAUGUACAGACACAAGCAGUGCACGUGCACCUGAUAGAAUGCUGGGUGAAUUGCGGGGGAGUAGCUCCCGGUGUAUGGCUUCAUCUUUAGUGCGUACUGGAUUUGUCCGAGGGUCCAUGACCCAGGGAAAUGGCUGUUAUCAACAUCGAUGUGUAAACAACUCUUUAGAGGUUGCUGUUGAUGGUAUGUGGAGAGUAUGUCCAGAGGCUGGUGGACCAAUUCAGUUUCCGGGAUUCAAUGGGGAGCUUAUAUGUCCAGCUUAUCAUGAACUAUGUAACACCAUAUCAGCACCCAUCCCUGGGCAAUGUCCCAGUUCAUGUAAUUUCAAUGGAGAUUGUAUUGAGGGAAAGUGCCACUGCUUUUUAGGGUUCCAUGGUCAUGACUGCAGUAAACGAUCCUGUCCAGGUAAUUGCAAUGGACAUGGUAAAUGUCUUCCUGAUGGAGUAUGCAAGUGUGAAAAUGGGCGUACAGGCAUUGACUGUUCAACAGCUGUGUGCGAUGAACAAUGCAGUCUACAUGGUGGGGUCUGUGAUAAUGGAGUCUGUGAAUUCCGUUGCUCUGACUAUGCAGGAUAUACAUGCCAGAACAGUUCCAUGCUCCUUCCGAGUCUGUCAGUUUGUAGAGAUGUUCUGGCAAGUGAUGCAAUUGGGCAACACUGUGCACCUAGUGAACCAAGCAUAUUGCAGCAGCUAGAAGCAGCUGUUGUCAUGCCUAAUUAUAACCGGUUGAUUCCCGGGAGUCGAACAUUGUUUAAUAUUCUUGACAAUGGUUAUUGUGCAGCAGCCGCAAAGCGGCUAGCCUGCUGGAUCUCAAUACAGAAGUGUGACAAAGAUGGCGACAAUAGGUUAAGGGUGUGCCAUUCUGCGUGCCGAUCAUACAAUGCAGCUUGUGGAGCAUGUCUUGAUUGCUCGGACCAGACCCUCUUCAGCACCGAGGAGGAAGGUGAGGGGCAAUGCACAGGCUUUGGUGAGAUGCGACCAUGGUGGCUAAGACGUUUCCGGAGCUUCUAUUCCUAGUAAAAAUAGCAUGUAGGGAGUAGUUGUAAAAUAUGGGCCUGUAUAUUUUUUAGCUGUCCCUGUUUUUUUCUUUUUCUUUUUUGUAAUUUUCUCAAGGGUUUAAAUUGUAGCAAAGAUAGCACGUGUAGUGCGAUCAUCACAUGUAGGUUUUCCUUGCGCACCCAGCUGAAGGAUUGGGUGCCAUGUUCUCCUAUCUUGGGCUUCCAAAGAUGGAAAGCCUAGAAGUGGAGAAAUUUGAAUGUAGAAAAAGAAAGGGGGAAAAAAAGAAGCAAAGAGCUUUUUUGUACGAGAUUAGCUAACAAAGAAAUUGCACCAAGGCAUUCGAAGGAUGUGCCUUGGUUAUUUCCUUCGUCU
Messenger RNA from Nelumbo nucifera (sacred lotus), 3318 nucleotides. RefSeq lists its product as uncharacterized. Gene Ontology annotation, cellular component: membrane; cytoplasm. Gene Ontology annotation, molecular function: metalloendopeptidase activity. NCBI's taxonomy places the organism in Eukaryota, Viridiplantae, Streptophyta, Magnoliopsida, Proteales, Nelumbonaceae. The record is from RefSeq and is a predicted model, not a curated record. Gene Ontology annotation, biological process: proteolysis; cell adhesion.